GCUCAGAGAGAACUCUAGACUUGGUUCCAGUGGAAGAUGGGCCGGGCCUAGCCGGGGGAUAAAAAGGUUAUUCUCUGAAACCCGAUAACUGAAAAGGAAAGGCACCAAAUUCCUUCGACGCAGUUGAAUAAUUUUGAAACAACGCUAAUCUCUUCAGUAUUUCACCGCCGCGCCACUACGACCACCGCCAACACCAGCACGGCGGGGAGAGAGAACAAAACGGGAGAAGGAAGAAAUCCUUAAUAAAAGACAAAACCAGAAGCUCUCCGGCGGCUUCUUCCAACUAUGAUAAAACCCUAAAGUUAGAAUAAAAACCGCCCCCUCUGUCGCUGGAAGAACCAUUCGUUUCCCAGGCUUUCCUCAAUGGACCAACAACGUAUCUUUGCUUCUUCCCCCUGUUUCUGAUUCCUUCUCCCGCCGUGUUGACAAGCGUGUUCUCCAUUGUCAGGCAGCUUCCUUUGUAUCAUUAAUUGAAAGAGAAGAUGGGCAGCUCAUUUAAUUCCCAGAUUUUAGUGGAGAAGCUCGCCAAGCUCAAUAAUUCUCAAGCAAGCAUAGAGACUUUAUCCCAUUGGUGCAUAUUUCACAUGCAUAAAGCAAAACAUGUCGUUGAAACAUGGGCUAGACAAUUCCAUUCUGCUCCACGUGAGCAGCGAGUAGCUUUUCUGUAUCUUGCAAAUGAUAUACUACAAAAUAGUCGUCGAAAGGGCUCAGAGUUUGUUGGCGAAUUCUGGAAGGUUCUUCCAGAAGCUCUUCGUGAUACAAUAGAUCAUGGCGAUGAGUUUGGAAGAAAUGCUGCAAUGCGAUUGAUUGGAAUUUGGGAAGAACGUAAAGUUUUUGGUUCUAGGGGACAAGUUUUGAAGGAAGAGCUUCUUGGAAGACAGCUGGAAAGUAUUCGUAGGAAUGGAAAAAGUCUCGAUUUAAGUUUCAAACCAAAUCAGCCCAUUGAAAGAGCACUGGACAAGUUAGUUUCAGGUUACCAAGCUGUUUACAGUGGCCACGAUGAAGAUGCCGUACUUGGGAAAUGUAGUAGUUCAGUCGCUUAUUUUGAGAAAGUUGAGAAGGAAGUUGGUGACAGUAACUCAGGUCAAUUAGCUGGAUCUGCACUUAUGGAGGACGUGCAGGGCCAGUAUGCUGCUCUGCGGGAUAGCAUGAAGCAAUUGGUGGCCAUCGAAUCAUCCAGAGGAAGUCUCGUGUCUCAUCUUAGAGAGGCACUGCAAGAGCAGGAAACAAAGCUUGAAAACGUUCGGCAUCAACUUCAGGUAGCACGAUCCCUAUCAGACAAUGCUGAGAAGUUAAAUCAGCAGCUGCUCCAUUCUUCGAGCAACUCACAAUUAGUCUCCGAGCAGAACUCAAAAGAAGCCAGUAGUAACUCUGUUGCAGCAUCCCAAACCUUUGCCUCUGGAGACAGAGAACAAAGUGCUCCAUCAAUGUACACCACAAUGCAGUCCAACACCACCCCAGAGGACCCUAGAAAAUCAGCUGCAGCUGCCAUGGCUGCGAAACUAACCGCAUCAACAUCCUCGGCUCAAAUGCUGUCAUACGUUCUCUCCUCCUUGGCAUCUGAGGGCGUCAUUGGCACACAGCCCGAGAAGAGAGCUAGGCUUGAUAACAAUGAGCCUUACAUACCAGCGUCGCAGAAUCCUCAACAGCCUCCUUACCAGCCUGCUGCUGACAUCACCACCACUGCUCAGCAGUCAGUGCCCCCAAACAAUCCUCCACUGCCUUCGUCCCCACCGCCGAUGACGCCACUCCCACCGCCAACUUACUCGAUGCCGCCACCUCCCUACAUACCGAUCAACGGUGGAGGCCCUUAUGGUUAUGGACAGCCGCCGCCCCCUUCUCUACCUGGGUUUCCACCAGUUGGUGGUGGUGCUCCGUUGACUGGGAUGCCACCACCACCAUUUGGAAUGCUGCCACCGAAUUCGUACCAGUAUCAGGGGUCUGAAGGGAAUCGAUACGGGCAACAACAGUCGUCAAUCCCCAUGGGGCCUGUUUCAAGGCAGUAGAGUGGUAAUGGGUGGGUGACGCAUGGAAACAGAACAAGAGAGUCAUAAGCAGUCUGAGGUAACAGAACAAGAGAGAGCAUAAGUAGCAAGACAUGGUAACCAGUUGUUUUGGUCUUUAUGGUUCGUUUAACUCAAACUAGAAUGGGAAGAGAAGUAAAGGAAUUGGAGCAGUGGGUCUGACCACAUGCUGUCGGGUUUGCUAUUUGACCCCUUCUGUCUGACCGACCCGACCCAUUCCACUCAAAGCUGCUCCUAGGUCCUAGCCAAAAGCAGGCAGGGCGACGACAGUAUUAAGCUAGUACUGCUUAGCUUCACUCCCUUCACUUUCUCAUUUCCCUUUGAUGCAGAAAAGAGGAAUACUUUUUAACUCAAUACAUGUUAUUCGAUUGCAGUAUAUGGUUUUUAUUUGAGAAGACUAAAAAUAACUGAUGUAAUACUUAAGUUUUUUUAGG
Molecule: messenger RNA, 2458 nt
Organism: Linum tenue
Lineage: Eukaryota; Viridiplantae; Streptophyta; Magnoliopsida; Malpighiales; Linaceae
Source: the annotation of a GenBank genome assembly